This is a messenger RNA of Danio rerio (zebrafish), 2084 nucleotides long. It is a transcript of the gene stambpb, whose product is annotated as STAM binding protein b. The record is from RefSeq and is marked validated. Gene Ontology annotation, molecular function: peptidase activity; K63-linked deubiquitinase activity; metal-dependent deubiquitinase activity. Gene Ontology annotation, biological process: protein K63-linked deubiquitination; protein deubiquitination. Lineage: Eukaryota; Metazoa; Chordata; Actinopteri; Cypriniformes; Danionidae.
AGAGGAAGUAAGUGAGAGAUUAACGCGAAAGGGGAUGGAGACACAACACAGACCCACAGAGAAACACUGAUAUGGACGAGUUUCACAGCUAAUGUGACUGAAAGCUGAAAAUCUGUCUUCAUUAGCACGGUUUCCCCGCUACCUUCACAUUGACCCUCAUGAUGCUGGAUCACGCGGACGUGAGUUUGAGCCCAGAGGAGCGGGUUCGAGCCCUCACCAAGAAGGGUGGCGCGGUGGAGAUGAAUGAAAGCGUGCCACUGCGCAGGUAUUUCCGCUCGGGCAUGGAGAUGAUCCGCAUGGCACAUGUUUACGCUGAGGAGGGAAACACAGAACACGCCUUCGUCCUCUACAACAAAUACAUCACGCUUUUCAUUGAGAAACUCCCCAAACAUCCAGAAUAUAAGCUGUCUAAUAUUCCUGAGAAGAAGGAGAUACUGAGGAAGCUGAAGGACACGGCUUUCCCUCAAGCAGAGCAGCUGAAGAAGCUCCUGCUCAGGAGAUAUGAGAGAGAGCAUGCAGACUACAUCAGCAAGAAGCGUGUGGAGGCUGAGGCUGUGGAGCGCGAGCUGUCCCGUCAGCGUGAGCUGGAUGCGGAGCGUCGACGUGUGGCAGAGCUGCAGAGGAGACAGCAGGAGCAGGAGCAGUUCAGCAUCUUCGAGGAGAUGAUCCAGCAGCAGGAGCGCCAUCGCCAUCCGCACACACACCACACUCCAGCAGCUCCGCAGACCGACACACCGCUCAUCCCGGGCAUCCAGGGUCCGCCCGUGCCAUUCCCAGAAUCCCCAACUCCACCUCAGAGCCCGCAGCAGCCCUCAGCCAAUCACAGCACUCCAUCAGCACCGGCUCCGCCCACUUUCGACCGUUCGCUCAAACCCAGUCACCUCACUACACUGAUCGAUGGUUUACGGCAGAUCGCUGUUCCCGCGGAGCUGUGUGGCAAAUUUCUGCGGCUGGCCAAUAACAACACUAUUAGGGCAGUGGAGACCUGCGGGAUCCUCUGUGGGACACUGAACAGGAACGCCUUCACUGUGACACACGUGGUGGUCCCGAAGCAGUGUGGAGGUCCAGAUUACUGUGACACAGAGAACGAAGAGGAGCUGUUUCUGGUGCAGGACCAGUACAACCUCAUCACUCUGGGCUGGAUACACACUCACCCGACACAGACGGCGUUUCUGUCCAGCGUGGAUCUGCACACACACUGCUCCUAUCAGAUGAUGCUGCCCGAGUCCAUCGCCAUCGUCUGCUCGCCCAAAUUCAACCAGACGGGUUACUUCAGACUGACAGACUACGGUAUGGAGGAGAUCUCCACCUGCGCUCAGAAAGGCUUUCACCCUCAUCCCAAAGACCCUCCUCUGUUCACGGGCGGCAGUCACAUCAUCAUCACAGAAGAUACGGUGUCCAUGCUGGACCUGCGGUGAUCCUCUCCAUGACACAGACAGACUCUGAUCCUCCACAGGCACUUUUUUUUUUGUGAGAUACGAACACUAAACGCCAGAGCUCAGGAACGCAAACACCUCCGCAGGCCUGCAGGAUCCACAAGGACAGGUGUAUUUCUGUGUCAUACACACGUCAUCCGUACACACACCAUCACAGCAGGGGCUUUCAAAAGGGUUCGUUCACGCAAAAAUCAGAAUUAUGCAAUGAUUUACCCAGCAGUUAUUCAAAACAUGAUCUAUUCUAGCUCUACACUGUAAAAAUAUCAGUAAAUUAGCAGUUUUUUUUUUUAGUAUUUUGUGAUUCAUGUUUUCAGCCAAUCACAGCCAUUUCCUUGAGCACUGGUAAAUACUGUGGCAAAUCAGCGCUGUUUAAGAACGCGCUUAAAUGCUAGCGAUUUUAAAACUUCAUAACAGGGACAACACUAUACACAACACAAGGAUGUGCUACGGAGGACUUCAUUGUUUAAUCGCUCACCGGGUUACAUAGGCUGCCGCAGGGAAGCGUCCCCACGGUGUUUGCCUGCUGCCAUGUGCUGAAGCCUAGGAGGACACUCUUAUAGAGACUGUGAUGUUGUUUGAUGCCUCAUCUGCUUUUAAUCGUUUAGAUUAAACUGAACCGAGUGAUAUUAAAGUGAUGUUUAAACCAUA